GGGGGGGUAUCAGUGGAGACACCUCUUCUGUCUACGUCCACAUCAAUCCCCCCGCUGUCACACUCUGGUAUUUCUGCCACUUUGAGGAAAGUAAACAUUGGGUGCAGUCUGUCAGCAGUGUUUGGCACUUCAUCUCUGAUUAGGAUUAAUUGAUUUUUGAUUGCGUGCCUCAUUCCAGCCGAUCAGUGUUUUGCUAUCGUGUCUCCAGGGGCUUGUAGGGGGUGACGAAUGUGGACACAGUCCGGGUCCACACACACACACACACACACAGAUAGACAGAGAGAGGAAAACAAAUCACAUAUGAGACCUUUCAUGUCAACAACACACCCAGCCUGCUGCGAUAAUAAAAGAUGGAUGAACACCAGUGUAUCUGUGAGUCUGUGGGAAAAAGCUCCAGAGAGUGUCUGUUGGAAGUGACAUCAGCUUUUUAAGAGCACAGUCCUGCUGCUGCUCGACGAGGGCGACGUGUGAUUCACUGACACUAAUUCCAGGGAAAUGAGAGCCUGCUCCCCUCCCACCCCCCUCCUCUGUGUGACAUGCAUGCGAGGGCUGCACGGGGCCCCAGGGCCCCUGGGAAAGGCAUGAACUCAUUCCACGCUGACAAUUUAGAGAAUUUAAUGAACCUGAUGGAAAACACUCAGAACUGUUUUUUUUCCUGUAGUUCACACCCUGUACACAGACAAAGAGAGUUACACUGACACAAAGCAGCUUCACGGAAAUAGAGAGAUUGUUAUAUUUUGAAUUUAACCAGUCCUCACAAAAUGUUUUGACACUAAGGAAAUAUUAAUCAGCUGUUUCUGCCCACUGAAUAUCAGCAAUUUGAUGAGAAUUAAGCAGACACAAUAUACAUUACAGGUACAUAUAUACAGUAUAUACAGUACACACCUGUGACCAACAAGUAUCCAAUGCAAAUGUACAAAACAAAUUAAAUUAGAAAAAAGAAAAGAAAAGAAAAAAGAAAAAAAGGUUUCAUUCAAUUAAAUCUAGGGAUGAUAAAAGUUGUUUUAAAAAAAAAACCUUAUUAAACUGAUCAUUUUGAAACUGAUUUUCAGACCUAAUUUGUGUCUUAAAGUCACAACCCAUGUGGCAAAUGUAAAUGUAGAUACUAAUAAUAACAACUUAUAUUUAUAUAGCACUUUUCAAAACAGAGUUGCAAAGUGCUGUGCAUACCCAAAAACAAAACAAAGCAAUAAAAGACACAGAUAAGAGAGGCAAUUAGGAAGACAAGUAUAACAGGGACAAUUACAAAUACGCGUGUUAAAACGAUUAAAUCAAUAAAAGAAACAAAAGAAAAUAAAAGUAAAAGUAAAAACCAAAGAUAAAAGCAUUGAAAUCAAGAAUUAAACGCUGCUUACAAGUAUGUUUAGUAAAUUGGGGCAACGACUCAGCAGCUCCACCGACAAACCUGCUGUCACUCCCAAAAUGACUGAUGGGUCCUUUAAUUUGUUCAGUUCAGAAUGAUUUUGUUUGUUUUCAUAGAAAAUAGUCAGUGAGUGACCUGUCAAAGGGCAGGGCUCAGAGACCCUCCUGUUCCCAGUAAAAUGGUUCAGUCGAGGCGACUGCAAGAGGUCUCACUCCUACAGUGAUAUCAGCAACCGGAAAUUUAAAUCUAAAAAUUAUCUUUAUUUAAAAAAAAAAAAAAUGAUUAGAAACCUGAGCGUGUUCUCAAUAAAGUUCCACAGUAGUUUACAAGAUGGGCAUCACCCACUGUUAAAUGUCCAAUGACAACAUGUUCACGUCACGCUUUAGUUUCAACUACAAAUAUUAAGACCUCAUAAAUAUAAGACCUCAUGGGUCAUAAUGAACCAUAAUAGAAAUAAGACUACAUUUGGCAUCCAUAUAUUCUGUGUGUUUCAUACACUUUUGUCCUCUUUUAAGGAUUGCUGAUUUCAAUGAAUCAUUGGGAUAAUUAAUAAGAAAGUUAAUAACACUUUUACACACUUAUGGUGACUUAAAUGAUCAAACCUAUUAGACCGUUUUUAUGGUUUUAGACACAUGAUAUUUGCUGCUUGAGCUGCUUUCAGUGGAUCCUUGUAGUCCAAUCACUUGGAGUUAAAAGUUAAAACUGCACUAUUGUGGGAGUGAGGCAUCUUCUCGCACGUAGAGGAUCUUGGUUUCUGUCAACGUUGCCUCGUUGUCUGAAAGCGGGUGGACGUCUGACAGCCUCUCCCUCCAUCCUCCGCUGGUGAAGCCGCCGCCGGUGGACAGAGACCGGGGCGGAGACACGGACACAUUCCGGUGAAUCUACAAACAUCCGAACCGUCGACGAGUAAAAAGCGGCUGUUGUGUUUUUUUCCGUGUUCGUGUCGGAUUGUAACGGGGGAGCAGCAGCUGCUGCGGGGAGAUGCUGUCAUGUAAAUAGACGUCAUUGAUUUAAAAGCCUGGAAGUAAAGCGGUGACAUCAGCUGCUGAUCGUUUCUGCACCGGAAUCACUGAAGACAAAAACGACUGGGAUUUUUUUUUUAAAAAAAACAAAAACGGGAUCGAACUGGCAACACAUGCCCACAGUGUUACCACCAAGGAAGUGAAAAUGUAACCCGUGACAGAGAGAUCCUCUCACAUCCGCUCUGCGGGGAAAUCUGUUUCACUGCUGAUCGCGAUGAAAUGUCAGUGUGAACCGACGAGAUUUGCUUCUUCAUCUGAUCUCCAUCAUCAACUGACCCAGUUUUACUUCUUCUGAUCAAAGCUGAAUAUUCUCUGCAGUGAUUCAUUGCAUCAUCAAAUCUCACUUUAUGCCCAGAUAUCAGUUUAAGGCAAUUUAAUUAAAGCCUCCAAAAUGUGCAGCAGAAAUAAACGUGCAUAUCUUAAACGUUUAAUUUGAAUUUAACCUCAAAUUUAAGAUUAAAGCAUCACUGUGCAAAACCUGUAAUGACAAGGAACUGCGAACUGUUGGACUACACCUGUGCAAAAAUCCAACCAAAGAAAUCACCGCUUUAAAGUUACUCUGACCAGCUGUGAUUUCAUCCUCCAGCCUAAAGAAACUCACACCUCUUACAUGCUACCAAAGACUUUUAAAGCGCCCCUGUGUCACUGAGAGAUACUCUGCUACCACGUGCUGUUGUGAUGCUGGACGUGGUGAAGAUGAAGGAGGCCUGCAGGAUCUGCGCCCGCGAGCUCUGCGGCAACCAACGCCGAUGGAUUUUCCACCCGGCGGCCAAGCUCAACCUGCAGGUGCUGCUGUCCCACGCUCUGGGCCACGAGCUGACCCGGGACGGCCGCGGGGAGUUCGCCUGCUCCAAGUGCACCUUUAUGCUGGACCGCAUGUACCGCUUCGACACGGUGAUCGCCCGAGUGGAGGCCCUGUCUCUGGAGCGCCUCCACAAGCUGCUGCUAGAGAAAGAUCGGCUGAGGCAGUGCAUCGGAGGCCUGUACCGGAAGAACAAUGCAGAGGAUGGGAACGCGGCUCCGGCCGGGUCCAGUGUGGAGGUUGUUGGGACAGAGGUGGGGUCUGAAGACUCCCCUGUGGUGGAUCUGUCAGCCCUGCAGGAUGUGAGAUACUCUGAUAUGAUCCAGGAUGAUCUGACUUACUCUGUGUAUGAAUCAUGGGCUGAUAAGGAAGACCCCGCCCUGGACCAGCACCACCAACACCACCAACACCACCAUGUCCACCACUGCCCAGGAGGAGACUCCCUUUCUGGCCAGAAGCCAAGGAGGUGCAGGGGUUGUGCGGCCCUCCGUGUAGCAGAUUCUGACUACGAGGCGGUGUGUAAGGUGCCUCGCAGGGUUGGGCGAAGGAGCACGUCCUGCGGCCCGUCUACUCGCUACUCAGCCAGUGCUCAGGGGGUGGAGGACCCCACCAGAGCCUCUGGAGGGUCUGAAGCUACAACCAUUGCCUUUGAGUCCCCUUCAGCUGAUUUGGACACUGAUAAGACCAUGUGUGACCAGACGAGUCCCAGCCCAGCGUCUUCUGUAGAAUCUCUGGACACCGCCGUGGACAUGAGUUGUCCUCCUGCAAAUCACAAAGAGAGGGAAGAAACUGAACCAGAGAAAGAUCCAGAGGAUGCUCCAGUGAGAAGGGAAACUCCAUGGGACAAACCCCCAAGCGAGAUCUCCCUCUCUGGGGUUGAGAUGAUGCUGAGCCUCCUGAGGGGCUGGGAGUACCGGCCAGUGAAGCCUCGAAGGGGCAGCAAACUCCCAGUUCUGGUCAAAGCCAAGCUGGAACAAGGCCUUUCGCUGGCCCUGUCCAUCCCGCUGAGGUCACCCAGUGGGGGGGCAGCAGACAUUGAACUGUACCACCCCCACCAGCCUAUACCGGAGGUGGUGACCCCGUGUCCACAGCAGGACCUGCAGGUGGAGCUGGCAGAGAUGGAGGAGCAGUGGCUGGAUGAUUAUGUUCAGUGCAGGCCUUUCCGCUUCCAGCAGCGGCUGAUUGACGAGCAGCAGGGUCAGCUGAGUCACUAUGAGAGUGCUGCAGGCCAGUGUGUCGGUGAACUGCAGAAGGCCCAGGACCAGGUCCGCUCGCUGCAGGCCAAGAUCCGAGAGAGUGAGACCAGGAACCAGAAGCUGCAGGAGCACCUCGGUGAGAUGGAGCUGGAACUGCGGUCGACCCGAGAGGAAGCCCAGCGGCAGGAGCGAAACAUCCAGAACAUCAGUGAUAACGUCAGCUCCAAGGAGGCAGAGGCUUCAGAGCUGUACAGUGUGAUUGAGGAGCAGAACAAGAUGCUGUGUUCGCUCAAAGAGCUCGCCAACCGCAACCAGCUGCAGCAGCUGCAGGUGUCAGGGGCGGAGAGUCUUCGAGGUCAGGGUGAAGUUCUGGCUUUGCAGGCCUCUCUCUUCCAGGCUCAGCUGGAGCUGCAGGCCGGCCAGCGGGCGCAGCGGCAGGCGGCCAGAGCGCAGGAGGACCUGAGCCGCGCCCUGCAGAGGCUGGAGAACGAUCUGCAGGGGGCGCUGCAGCACAGGAGGGAGACGGAGAGGCACAACCAGGAGCUGCAGCUGGCUCUGGAGAACGCUCGAUCGGCCAUGCAAGAGAGAGAGGAGCAGCUGAGAAUGGAUGAGGAAGAGAAAGAGAGGGAGAAGGAGGAGAGAGAGAAGACCAUCAGGGAGCUGAAGACGUCGCUGCAGACCAAAGAACAGCUGGUGGAGGACUACUGUGAGCUGCUGGAGGAUCCGAAGGAGAAGAGAGACUCUCUGCUUCAGAAACUCCGCCAGCGCAUCAAGGAGCGAGACCGAGCUCUGGAGCGAGCGGUGGAUGAAAAGUUCCGCUGUGUGGAGGAGAAAGAGGGGGAGACUCGUCGGCUUCAGCUGCUGCUCAGAGAGAAGGAGAGAGACCUGGAGAGGCAGCGCUGCAUCCUGGCCAACAACGAGGAGACCAUCACUAGCCUGGAGGUGCUGGUGCGAGGGAAAGCUCUGGAGCUGGAGCAGGUGGGCGACGCCUGGAAGAACAUUCAGCGUCAGCAGCAGGAGAGCGAGGAGAGGCAGAGCCGCGUGCUGAGAGAGAGGGACGCCAUCAUCAGCCAGCUGCAGGCGGCGCUGUACACUCGCUCACAGGAGGCACAGGAUCUGCGCUGCUCUCUGCUGGCUCAGAUCCAGACAGCUCCCAGCGACGUCCUGGAGGAGCUGAAAAUCCGCCUCCAGCUCAAAGACCGCCUCUUCCAGGAAGUGCUCGCCGACCGGACCCGUCAGUCCCAGGAGCACCAGGACCAGGUCCAGGGUCUGCUCACAGCCAUCAGCUCCAGGGACCAGUACAUUCAGGACUCUGCGGGCCGCCUCAGUGAGGUGAUGACCGAGCAGACGUCCAGGCUCCAGGAGCUCCGCAGACAGCUGAGCUCUGGUCUCGGAUCUAAGGUCGACUCUGGAACAGACUCGGCCGUGGAGCUCCAGGCGGUGCAGGAGGAGCUGCGUCUGGCCCUGAGGAGGGAGAAGGAGAACCAGGAGCUGAGCAGGAGUCAGGCCGCCAGGCUGGACUCCCUGAGCAGGACGCUGCAUGUGAAGGAGGAGCUCAUCAGGGACUUCCAGAGGCAGAUAGUGGAUCCUUCAGGCCUCCCACUGGUCGAGCGACUGACCCAGGAGGUUCAGGAGCUUAGGGAGAGCCUGGUCCAGCAGGAAGGUCUCCCAGCCAGAGGCCCCAUCCUGGGCCGCGACAGGCCCAACAGCAGGCAGCCUGAGUUUGGAGAACUGAGCACAGAGGAGGAAGACGAGGCCGACGAUGAAGAUCUCAACAGCGAGUACACAGAGAGUAUCGAUGAAGAGGAGACGACCACCCAGGGUUCUGCAGGUCCAGGAAAGGCUCUAUCGCAGGACCUGCUGUUUGAAGGCCAGGGGCUGAUGGAGGUCAAACAGCUGGUGGAGCAGAAGAGGGCAGUGGAGAGAGAGCUGGGAGAGCUGAAGGCUCAGCUGGAGAAGGCCGGCUUCUCCUCGCUCUCGCAGAUGAGGAAAGCUCUGUUCAGCCUACAAGCAGCGAAUGAAGACUUAAAGCAUCAGCUGACUGAGGGUCUGCAGCCUGACGGUAAACAGAGUGAUGACCAGAAAGUGUUGGGGGGCGAAGAGGAGGAGGAUGAGGAGGAAGAGGAGCUGGAUGUGACCAUAGAAGGGGAAGAGGAAGAGGAGGAGGAAAGCUCGGAGAUGUGGGAAGCCUGGGACAGUGAGGCGUCUCUGUCACAGACAAACAUCCAAACCAGUGAUGAGCAGAAGACCAGAGCCACCAGACCCGAGUCCCUGCACCUGCUCAACACCCCCUCACAGGGUGAUGACAUGGACAGCGAGCUGCAGCAAGGCGCAGAGUCUUCUGAGAGGAGUGAGAGGACGGUCCGUCUGCAGCAGAAGAGCAAAGAGCUGAAGGAGAGGCUGAUGGUGUCCGAGGCCACGGUGCAGGCUCAGGCCGAGCAGCUCAAAGACUACAGGGAGCUGCUCACCGAGACGACGGUACAGCAGGACAGUAAGCAGAUCCAGGUGGACCUGCAGGAUCUGGGCUACGAGACCUGCGGCCGCAGCGAGAACGAGGCUGAGAGGGAAGACACCAGCAGCCCAGAGUUCGAUGAUCUGGAGAUGUGUACAUCUCUCGACUGUGGGUCCCAGUGGUGGCCUGCCACCGCCACCGGCACCAGCUCCAACUUCACUAAAACCACCACCCAGAGCUCCGGUUAUGGAGACGAGGCGUCGUCUCUCCAGCGUCUUGUCGAGGACCUUCGCUCGCAGCUGUCCCGCUCUCAGGGAGUUAUCCGAGGGCUGCAGAGCCGCCUCCGCUCCCUCUCCACCUCCAGCGACUACGGACCCUCUACACCUCGCAAGGUCAACUGGUCCUUCCAGGCCUCGCCCUCACAGAGCGGGACGGAGGAUGAUGAGGGCUGGCAGUCAUCUGACGGAGGUCCACUGGCUUCGCCUCGUCACCCUCACCCAGACAAGGGCCUGCAGGAGCUGGUGUCACGUGUGGAUGCUCUGGAGAACCAGCUGAGGAAAGGAGGCAAGAAGUCUGUGGACCAAGACGGAAAGUCUGCCACAUGGCCCGGUAAAUUCGACACUCUGAUCCAGGCUCAGGCCAGGGAGUUGUCUCACCUCCGUCAGCGGCUGAGAGAGGGUCGGGGCGUGUGCAACAUCCUCACCCAGCACCUGGGAGACACCACCAAGGCCUUCGAGGAGCUGCUGAGAGCCAACGACAUCGACUACUACAUGGGCCAGAGCUUCAGGGACCAGCUGGCCCAGAGCAGCGCUCUGGCACAGAGAGUCAGCGCAAAGAUCAGUGGACGAGAUCAUCCUGAAGAUCCAGAUGAGAAGACAGAGCUGCUCGCCAUCCGGCUCAGCAAGGAGCUGCAGCAGAAGGACAAAGUCAUCGAGUCUCUCCGCUCAAAGCUAAACCAGCAUCACCAUCAUCAUCAUCAUUCUCAUCGUUCUGACACGCCCUGCAGCAGCCACGCCCUCUCCGACACCACCGAUCAAUCAGAUCGCAUCUCCUAUGUGUCUGAUGAGCAUGGAUCCACGAAUGAGGACCUGGAGCUCUGCUCUGAUGUGGACGCCGCCAGCGAGCUCGGCCAGGAGGACACACAGACUUCCACCAGAGUCGGCACAGAUUGCCACUCUCACAGUAGCACCAUGUCACGCCGUCCGUCUGUCCCUCCAUCCAUCACCUCAUCCCACAGUACCCAGUCCUGUCUCAGCUGUCCCAGCAUGCAAUGCACCAGCUCGCCACACAAACCUGCAGACAUGCAGAGUCAGACAGCUCCAGGCUCAGUCUUCACCUCUGCCCCCCUCCACCCUCCCCUCUCCUCCUCCUCCACCCAAAAUGCAUCCUCGCCCUUCCACCAUCCCCAUCCUACUGCCCCGCGAACCCGUUACCAAGGCAGCGGGGGAGUGGGCUUCUCCCUGGCUGAGGUGCACCAGGAGCUGCAGAUGUUACAGAGGCAGCUGGGAGACAGUGAGAGGUUCUCCACUCCCCAGUCCAAACCUCUUCAGGGAUUCCCGUUCGCCCACCAGCAGUCGGACUCUUCUGCCUUCCUGCCUCUCUCCUUCCACGGAUACCAGCCUUCUCCUUUCGGCAGCGCCGCGAGCAACAGCAGUCUGGAUGCUAGCUUAGCCAUGAAAGCCGGGGCCAGCCUGCUGGAGAGCAGUGCAUUGUGGGAUGCGGCCUACGUUACCCGACCCGUGAGACUUGGAGCUGAGCUGUCGUCAGGAUCAUCAGGGUACCAGUCAGGUGCCAGCCACACAGGUUCAGACCUGAUGAAGGAGCAUCUGAGAGAGGUACGGAGUCUGAGGCAGAGACUGGAGGACUCCAUCCAGACCAACGACCGCCUCCGGCAGCAGCUGGAGGACAGACUGGCCCGCACCGCCACUGAGAAAGGUGCUCCUACCAACAUCUACAUCCAGGGUCUGGACUCAGUCGGUCAGCUUUCCAGUGAGAUCAGACUCCUGAAGGAGGAGAACAUCAGUCUGCAAAACCAGCUGAAGCAGGCCACCAGAGAGGGAAGCAAGGAGGUGGAUCAGCUGAAGGAGGCGGCGCUCCUGGAGCGGGCCAGGUUGAAGGAGGCGGAGCUUGAGGUGGAGAGGUGGGCGGAGCGGAGCAGGAAGUUGCAAGCUGAGGCUGAAGCUCACAACCAGGAGAUCACGCAGCUGAAACAGGACCGACAGAGGAACCAGGAAACCAUCAACAGACUCCAGCAUGAGGUGAGCGUCCUCCAGCAGCAGCUGUGUGAGAGCCGCAGUCUGGUCCACUCUCUUCAGUGUGAGCUGCAGGUGUACCACAGGGUGGGCGUAGUCACCACCAAGACACACUCAGGUCAGGCCAGUGACAGUGUCCAGCCAGAACACAGCACUGCCACCUUUGACCCCAGAGAGCUGCACAUUCAGCUGGAGCAGCAGCUGAGCGGACAGCCGCGAACCAGGAGGCAGCUCUUCAACGACAACGUUCCCUCUCCACCCGUGAGAGACACUGGACUCGUCAGUCCUUCCUCUCCUCUACGCUCUGUGCAGAAACAUGCAGAGGAGACUGGAGCUGCUGAUCAUGCUGCCUCGGCACUACAGGGCCAAGUUCCAGACGGCUCCUUCGCCAGCCGUCACGGCCGCCACGCCGUUGGCCACAUUGAUGACUUCAAGGCUCUGCAGCAGCAGAUCCUGGAGGGUAGCGCUCUGCUCUCCAAGAUGGAGGUAGCCCUCCGUUCCCUGAUUGUCUCGGCCCUGCAGGAGUUCAGUCUUCACCAGCCCUCAGACUCGGCUUCGGCAAGGAAGCUGCUGUCUGACACUAAAACCCUGCGACAGAUCCUGGAGGAGGCGGACUCUCUGCUGCGGAUGUUCUGGAGGGCGGCUCUGCCAAACUCUGAGGAAACCAAACAGGACCAUUCUCUGAGGGAGGAGGUGGUGUCUCUCCGUCUGAGGCUCUCAGAACAAGAACAGGCUCUAAAGGACGCCAUGGAGAGAGUGAAGAGCUCCAACCGCACCAAAGAUAGCAUGGAGCACUUUAUAGUCAGCCAACUGUCGAGGACACGGGAUGUCUUGAGGAAGGCCAAGACGAACUUACAGGAGAACGAGCUCAGGAUUUCCUCCCUUCGCGAAGCCUCUUUCUCCAUUCCUUCUCCCUCCCCCUCCUCUUCCUUUUUUCCCUCCUCCUCCUACUCCUCCUCUUCCUCACACCCCUGGCCUGUUAAAGGUGAAAACAGAGGAGGCUUCUAUGAGCUCGCCUUCUCUCCUAGUUGGAGUGUCAUGAUGCCCCAAACCUCCUCCUCCUCCGCCUCCCCCUCCUCCUCUGCUGUCCAGGCACCUGCUCACCACCAGCGCCCCCUGCAGGCAGCCUUCCUGUAGUGCACCAGCUCAGAGUUCCUCAUGAUCAUCACCAUCAUCACCAUCAUCAUCAUCAUCAUCAUCAUCAUUAUCAUCAUGUCCUAUUCAAACAGAACAUGCAGGAAAUGCUGGCUCUCUUAUUGGCUGGGGAAACAUUUCAGUUGAGUGACGAGUGUCUGAGUCGUUGAUGGGCGUUUGUGUCGUUAGAUUUCUGCUGGUUGAUGAUGGUUUAUCAAUGUGAAUGAUUAGAAUUGGUUUAUUAUUGGUGUAAUGUGUGUAGGUGUUUUGUUGAGGCCGUCAACUGAAGUUUUUUUCUCAUUUAUAUGAGACCAGUUUGAGUUCGGCUGAAGUUGACUUCUGAUUUUUCCCAUUUUCACACAAAAAAGAAAAUUCUACAAUUAUGAAGACCAGGUUUAAAACACUGUUCGGGCUCUUAUGGGCAAUUUAAUCCAGGUUUUUUUAUGUAGACCUGGUCUCGUGAGGUCUAGGCAAUAAAAUAUUUUUAAACAACUUGGUUUAAAACCCUCUUUUUAUAUGACAUUUACUUCCUAUUUGACAUUGACAGUUUAAAAACAACAUAAAAAGAGAAUUUCUCCCUUAUGUUUCCAAUACACUUGCAAACCAGUGGCUACCAAUCAGAAUCCAGCUUCAGCCUUGUUCUUCAGCAGGGAUCCAAAAAACAAAAACCCACCUGAUGCCAGCAGGAAAAAAAAAGGAGGCUUUAAAAAAGCCAAAACCAAACAGCAAAGUGCUUCCUCUCAGCUUCUGUUGAAGCUUGUAUUUGUAGGUAGUGUGUAGAAUAGUUGCAUGUGGUGUGAGCAGCUUGUGGAAACAAAGCCAUACUCUCUGACGGUACAGUUACAGUAGAUAUGUUUUUGUUUUGUCCUAAUUGUACUAAUAAUGUCAUAAAAAUGGCCGACUACUGAUAUGAGGAAAAACAGCAUAGAACUACCAAUAGACAGUUUGGUCAUAUAGCUGGUAGAUGAUGUUCUGUCGCGUUUACUGUCACAUAAAACACCAAUUUAGGAUUUUUAAUGGUCCUCAGACUCCAGAGUAUUACUGUUAAAUAUGGAGUCGCUUCUCUCAAGAUUUUUUUUCUUUUUUUUUUUUUUUUAAAAAAGGGUCCAACCCAGUUUUUCCUGCUGAAACACUAACCUCCAGUGUUGGAAAGCCUUCUGAUGAAGCUGCUGUGACGAGCAGCAUCUUAGUAAACCAGUGUGAAUAAAAAACAAGCACAUGUUACAGACUGGAGUCGCCAAGCUGCUGCCUUCAGUGACCUGUCAGACAAUCUGUAAACACAUGGAAAGAAAUUCAUUUUUUGGGGCAUGGUCCAAGAGAUUACAUUUCAUUUUUUGUAACUACAAAAAUGGACCACACUUUUUAUUUUAUUUUAUCCUUUAGGUGUUAUUGUUCUUUCUUUUUUCUAAAUUUGUGAAUCUUUUUAUUGUUGAAUUUCCCUCAAGAUGACAAUCAAAAAAAAUAAAAAAUCAUCAAGAGUAAAAAACACUCGCUCACUGUGCAAAUGAACUUUGGGUUUUUCACACUGGCUUCUAAAAGUUUUAUUCAUUUUCUUAGUUAAACUUCAUUUCCCUGUAUAUUAAAUGACCUGUUUCUUUUUGUGCAUGAACUGUGGCUUCACUGCCCUCGAAUACUUUUACUGAAAUAUGCAAUUUUUGGGGUUCCUGUGCAAUACUGGCCUUUGUGGUUGCUUUUUUUUUUAUGUAUGAGGCCUGGGUAUUAAAGUGCCAUGUCAUCUGUUUUAGCUCUGAAGCUGAACUGAUUUAAACAAAUGGACUUUUGGAUGAACAUGUUCAGUCUCUUGACAAUCAGGUUGAAGCAGUUUAGUGGCCCUCACAUUUUUUUGGCUUAAUAUGAAUCAGAGUUUUAUAUAAAACAAGAAAAAAGGCAAAAAGCACUGUAAUGAUUUAUUUAUCAGCAAUAAGAUCAACUAAAGUGAACAACGUGUGUUAUCAAAUCAGGUGUAAAAUUCUAAAGUUUAAAUAUUCUUUUGUGUAAAUCCCCACAGGUCAAAGGUCAGACUUUGUGUCUUUCUUAGUGUCUUUGUGGCUUUAGGAACCACAACUCAUGUAUGUAAAUAUUAAAGGGAGUGUGUACAUCAAUGCAAGUUUUCUGUUGCUGUGAGAGAAGAGAUGUAUUUUUAUGCAUGUUCUCUUUAUUAAAAAUGAUUUCGGUUUAAAAGAAAAAAAGAACCUUUUCAAUAAAAGGGGAUUAAAGAA
This is a messenger RNA of Seriola aureovittata, 12440 nucleotides long. RefSeq names its product phosphodiesterase 4D interacting protein (gene pde4dip). Gene Ontology annotation, molecular function: zinc ion binding. The record is from RefSeq and is a predicted model, not a curated record. Gene Ontology annotation, cellular component: microtubule organizing center; nucleus. Lineage: Eukaryota; Metazoa; Chordata; Actinopteri; Carangiformes; Carangidae. Bases 3064 to 10224 code for a protein of 2386 amino acids. The transcript has 36 exons.